Suricata suricatta (meerkat) is the source of this 1702-nucleotide messenger RNA. It is a transcript of the gene ACY1, whose product is annotated as aminoacylase 1. Gene Ontology annotation, biological process: amino acid metabolic process. The transcript has 14 exons. Gene Ontology annotation, cellular component: cytoplasm. Bases 185 to 1564 code for a protein of 459 amino acids. NCBI's taxonomy places the organism in Eukaryota, Metazoa, Chordata, Mammalia, Carnivora, Herpestidae. The record is from RefSeq and is a predicted model, not a curated record. Gene Ontology annotation, molecular function: aminoacylase activity.
ACGGCGGGGGGGAGUCAAUGCCUGGGAUCACACCUAGCUCAGCUACUCUCUAGCUGUCCCCGAACCUCUCAGCCUCAGCUUUCUUUUCUGUAAAGUGGGCAUUCGGAGGCACAAGUUCAUGGGGCUUUUUGGCGGAUUCAAACGGGUAUGUGUGGAAAGCGGCCAGCACGGCUCCUGAAACAGAAUGGGGGCUCCGAAGCCGGGAGUGUUCUCCCUGUGGGACAUCGGAGGAACCGCCCUCGGGAGGGCCUGUGUGCAGAUGGAGUUCACUGGGCCCCAGAGGCUGGGAGGGGUAGGUAGCCACUCGCUUUGCCCCCAGCUCACCACGCGCAGCGCCAUGGCCAGCGAGGGUCUCGAGGGCGAGCACCCGUCCGUGACGCUCUUCCGUCAGUACCUGCGCAUCCGCACCAUCCAGCCGAACCCCGACUACGGGGCUGCCGUUGCCUUCCUUGAGGAGAGAGCCCGCCAGCUGGGCCUGAGCUGUCAGAAAGUAGAGGUGGCACCGGGCUAUGUUGUGUCCGUGCUGACAUGGCCAGGCACCAACCCCAGACUCUCCUCCGUUUUACUCAACUCCCACACGGAUGUGGUGCCUGUCUUCAAGGAACACUGGAGUCAUGACCCCUUUGAGGCCUUCAAGGAUGCAGAGGGCUACAUCUAUGCCAGGGGCACCCAGGAUAUGAAGUGUGUCAGCAUCCAGUACCUGGAGGCUGUGAGGAGGCUGAAGGCUGAGGGCCACCAUUUCCCCAGAACCAUCCACAUGACCUUUGUGCCAGAUGAGGAGGUUGGGGGUCACCAAGGCAUGGAGCUGUUUGUACAGCGGCCAGAGUUCCAGGCUCUUAGAGCUGGCUUCGCCCUGGAUGAGGGCCUGGCCAACCCCACCGAUGCCUUCACUGUCUUUUAUAGUGAGAGGAGCCCUUGGUGGUUGCGGGUCACAAGCACCGGGAAGCCAGGCCACGGUUCACGCUUUAUCGAGGAUACAGCAGCAGAGAAGCUGCACAAGGUCGUGAGCUCAGUCCUGGCUUUCCGGGAGAAGGAGAGGCAGAGACUGCAGUCAAACCCCCACCUGAAGGCGGGGGCUGUGACCUGCGUGAACCUGACUAAGCUAGAGGGUGGCGUGGCCUACAACGUGGUACCUGCUACUAUGAGCGCCAGCUUUGACUUCCGUGUGGCCCCAGAUGUGGACUUGAAGGCUUUCGAGGAGCAGUUGCAGGGCUGGUGCCAGGCAGCUGGUGAGGGGGUCACCUUCGAGUUUGCUCAGAAGUGGACGGAGUCCCGAGUGACAUCUACUGAUGACUCAGACCCCUGGUGGGCAGCAUUCAGCGGGGUCUUCAAGGACAUGAACCUCACGCUGGAGCCGGAGAUCUUCCCAGCUGCCACCGAUAGCCGCUACCUCCGUGCGGUGGGGGUCCCAGCUCUGGGCUUCUCACCCAUGAACUGCACACCCGUGUUGCUGCACGACCACGAUGAGCGUCUACAUGAGGCUGUGUUCCUCCGUGGGAUUGACAUAUACACACGGUUGCUGCCUGCUCUGGCCAGUGUGCCUGCCCUGCCCAGUGAGAGCUGAAUCCCAGGCUCCCCAACCUCUACCCCUGGAGCGUCCACCCUGACCAGUGUUGAGUAUCCCUCUGCCCAACAAAGAGUCUGUGUGUGGACAGGGGCCAGUUCUGAAGUACUAAGAGAAAGGAUGUUCAUGGAGCAGGAA